ACUUUUUUCUUGUUUAUGCUGGGUAUGCAGCCAAAUAGGAGCAGGGCUAGCCACGUGCUAUAUGUGCAAAGAGAGCAAAGCUGUCAUGAAUAUCUGCAUAGCGUUCUCGUUUUUAGUAUUUGUUGAACUCUGCGACUCAUCGAGUCCUAAACCAUAUGAUGAGCGGUGCAAAAGUAUUCUCAAUGCAUCAUCAAGCAAAUGCCCUCACCAGCGAUGGUUCUUUAAUGGGAAAAAUAAAGUCUGCCUUCCCAGUUGCAGCGGAACAGCGCCCUUCUCAAGUAAAAUAGAAUGCCAGGGAGCAUGCCGAAGUGGUGAUGCUUGCGAUUUCCCAGUGGCAAGUGCCCAUUGCUUCGGGGAGGUGUUCCCAGUGUACGUCUACAGUCACAAAGACGAAAGUUGCUUCCUCACUUACGACUGCACAUACUUCCUAAAUAAGUUUCCUACUUUAGGAGAAUGUCAACGUACUUGCAUACAGCGAAACACCCAGUCUACGAACCCUGCAACAAAUAUAAUUUCUCCUCUGCUUCCUUGCAAGCCAAACAGUAUCAGUUCCACACCACGGACACAGUUGAAGUUGAAUACUCGCAUAAAACUUUCAGUGCCCCAAUUACUAACUGCACAACAACAUGUCAAAAGUCCAGCAGUGAGCAGCACACAUGGUUCCGGCCAACCAAGCUACUUCAAUAUAUUGCCAGGGCCAACAAGGUCAUACAGCAUCAAAGAUACCAAUUCUCAGAAUAAAAAUGAUGCCUACACCACCAACUAUGGAUAGCCAAUGCAGAAUGAGCGUAGCAAAUGCAUUGCUAAGUGAAUGCCUUCAUAAACGAUGGUACUACAAUGAGAGUAAGCGUGUGUGUGAACCGACCUGCAGCGACGAAGCACCAUUCCUGAACAAAAUAGCCUGCGAUGGAGUGUGUCGGACUGUGGAAGUUUGCGACUUCCCCAUGGCAAGUUUUCCCUGCUUCGGUGAUGCGCAUUCAAUAUUCAUUUACAACCCGAAUGACAAAUCGUGCUUCAAGUCGUACAGCUGCUCCUACUUCGGAAAUAAAUUUCCUACUUUGGACGAGUGUCGGCGAACUUGCAAAAAGUGCGCAGCAGAGGAUCAAUCGGGAUGUCCUGCUACAAUCAGCUCUCAAGGAAACGACCAAUUAUCCACCCUUGCUUCAAGUGCCGGGGAUCAAAUACCUCCAUUACAUUCUGGUUCAUCUACUGGAGCAGCACUGGCGAUCUGCAAAGCUUCGAAGCCAAAAGCACAUGAUGGACGCUGCCGGAUCACUCCUAAUAUAACGAUAAGCAAGUGCUCUCUCCAGAGAUGGUAUUUGGACAAGGAAACCAAGCAGUGCCUUCAAAGUUGCAACCCAGCAGCUCCCUUUUCAAGCAAAAUAGAGUGCGAGGGCACAUGUCGAAAUGGUGGCGUUUGCCAUUACCCGAUGACAGGUGCCUCAUGCUUCGGCGAGGUGUUCCCUGUCUACAUUUUUAAUCCCUACAAGAAAAGAUGCUUCCUGACAUACGACUGCUCCUAUUCGGAAACAAGUUUCCUACUUUAGGAGAAUGUCAACGCACUUGUGAAAAGCCAGCAGGACAGCAACAAUUUGGAGGCUCCGCAGCAACCAGCGCCCACAUUGGCGGUUCAGCAGCAAAUUCGAACCAAGCUGUGGGCAUAGGUCAAGCAAUCACUUUGCCGUCGCAGUCGACGCUUGUAACAGGAAUUUCAGGGGCCCAAACAGCACAUGCGCGCGGAUCGACGAUUCUGGAGAUGAGCAGCACCCCAGUCUCUGGCCAGACAAACAAUGCCAACGCAUCUCUCACCGAUCAGGUACUUCUUCCGCAGUCGAGAAAUCCGGCCAUUUUGCAGCAAAUGCAGCAAAUACCAACUGAACAGCAAGACGUUACAUACGCGACAGGGAGCAGUCAACAAGCCUGCAGCCCACCCUGCAAUUUCAAUGUGUCAUUUCUACAGCAAGGUGCUCUACAACUGAACUUAACAGCUGUUAAAAUACAAGCAAGCCCUAAACGACCUACGCCUGACAGGCGAUGCAAGGUUAUUGCCACAUUGCCAACCUAUAAAUGUGGUCAAAAGUGGUUCUUCAAUAAAAGAACAAGAACCUGCCUUCCAAGCUGCAGUAGAAGGGCUCCCUUUAGGAGCAAGGUAGCCUGCGAUGGAAUUUGUCGAUCCGUGGGAGUUUGUGAUUUCCCAAUGGCAAGCAUUGGCUGUUUUCGUGAGGUGCACGAAGUAUUCAUUUACAAUCCCAACCAGAAUUCGUGCUUCAAGGCGUACGACUGUUCUUACUUCGGAAAUAAAUUCCCUACGUUGCAGCAAUGUCAGAAAACUUGCAGAAAGGGUGCACCACAACAGCACUUAGCGGGAUCAGGAGGGGGCACCCCUCUGGCCUCCACGCCAAUACAAAAUGCUGGAUCUACUGUGGGUCUUCAACCAGCUUUGUCACUUUCCGGUACAUCUCUUGGACCAGGUCUUUUCGGUACCCAAACAGGUACGGGCGCACCACAUCAGCAAGUAGCAACUUUCAUGGCGAGCAGCGCUCAACCCUCAGGAUCAGCACUCCACUCCGGAUCAAGUGAGGGUGAUCUACCGGCUCCCUCACUUCGAGCAACAUCAAGGGGCACAGGCCUUGUAGGACAAAACCUUGGAACAGCACAAGUAUCCACAAGCUCCUCAUCGAGUGGCGCACAAGGGGCUGGCAGUACAGGUGGCCUGUUGGCGCAGCAGCUUCCUCAAAUUGGUGCAGGUGUUGUGGCUGAGCAACCAGCUGUAGAGUUGACUAAGCCUGUUUCAGCGCUAUCCCAGACUACCGCCGUGCAUCCAGUGACCCAAAAACCAAUGGUAUCUGCGCUGUCUGGUUAUGGAAUUUCUUCAGAAGAUAAGGCAACACUUGACGUAAAGUCAAUAAAGAAAUAGCGAUGUUUCUCAGAUUUACAUAAUCAUUCUAAGCAUAAUAUACGAACAUGUCUGUGAGAUCUUGAGAACGCAUAUCUAAAAUAAAUCUAGCCUACGAAGGUUCCUUUUUUACGUCGAAUGGUAAUCCAAAAGUGCAUCCUCUGUACUUACUUAUUCUGACAGCUGUGCAGAUAUUUCCCUGAUAGCGCCGUGAACACCUGCGACUUUAUGUUCGAGUAAGCAGGGUGCUUUUUGUUGAGUAAAAUAGAACAAUACAACAAUCUUGAUAACAAGUCUAUUUACAUUGGAGCUGUUUAAGCUCUUGUUUGCGCCGCGUAGUUCGAACGAAAACUGCUCCUGGCGAUGACGUCACCGCGCGUUGCCUAGCCACCACCUCGCGGAGCGGCGUGUGCUUCGCCUCCUCUCCGUGCCGUGCACACGUUGCCUUGACAUGGAAUGUUAAAGAGAGGGAAGGAGAGCGAGCGCGCGGCAUGCACUAUGCUCUGGA
Messenger RNA from Dermacentor silvarum, 3404 nucleotides. RefSeq lists its product as uncharacterized. The transcript is spliced from 21 exons. The record is from RefSeq and is a predicted model, not a curated record. The coding region runs from base 1496 to 2917 and encodes 473 amino acids. Lineage: Eukaryota; Metazoa; Arthropoda; Arachnida; Ixodida; Ixodidae. Gene Ontology annotation, molecular function: serine-type endopeptidase inhibitor activity.